This is a messenger RNA of Prunus armeniaca (apricot), 519 nucleotides long. NCBI's taxonomy places the organism in Eukaryota, Viridiplantae, Streptophyta, Magnoliopsida, Rosales, Rosaceae. The record is from the annotation of a GenBank genome assembly.
AUGUUGGGCGCAAUCUCCAUAGCUCCACCUUCAACGGUUACAUUCCCCGCAAAGCUGCUCUCGCCAAUCCCCAAGUCCUCGUUCAAUGGCCUGCGAUUCCAACGCGCUUGCCCGAACACUGUCGUUCGUCUCCCAACGGCGUCGUUUCGGAGGCCUUGCUCGUCGUCUUCGGUGGUGAUGAUGGCCAAGAGAGAAGAAGAGAUGAAGGAAAUCAGAACCAAAACCACCGAAGAAAUCAACGAGGAGGUGGUUGAGCUCAAAGGUGAGCUCUUCAUGCUUCGCCUCCAGAAAUCGGCUCGCAACGAGUUCACAUCCAGCGAGUUCCGUCGAAUGCGCAAAAGGAUUGCUCGCCUGCUUACUGUUAAACGAGAAAGAGAGAUUGAGGAGGGAAUCGGUAAGAGGUUGUCAAGGAAGUUCGAUCGACAAUGGAAGAGGAGCAUUGUUGUCAAACCACCUCCGUCAUUGAUUAAGUUGCAAGAGGAAGAAGCAGCUGCAGAAGCUGCUGAGAAGGCUGCAUGA